CUCGUGUACUGUUACGUCAUAGGUCAAAGUUGAAACUGCUGACAACAAAGACAACAUGGAGGCUGAGAAUAGAAGAAGGAGCGGAAACUCAACUAAAACCUCUAAAAAAGGUGGGAAAUGCGACCAAGCACAGCCCGCCAAAGAAGAAGCAAGAAGGAGGGAGGCGGUGAGGGAGACGUUACGGGAGAAGAUGGAGCUGGAGAAACGAGCCAUGAAGGUAGUGGAGCGUCUCCUGGAGGACCGGGUGGAUGAAGACUUCCUGGUUGACUGUGCAUGGUUUAUUCUUCCUGCUAAUUACAAAGAUACAAUAGAGGAGAGAUCCAUAGCUAAACUGUGUGGUUAUCCCUUAUGUUCAAAUAAACUUGGAAAGAUACCAACUCAAAAGUAUAAAAUUUCUACUAAGACCAACAAAGUGUAUGACAUCACCGAGCGCAAGUGUUUUUGUAGUAACUUCUGCUACAAAGCCUCCAAAGAGUUUGAGCUGCAAAUCUCGACUACACCUCUCUGGCUCAGGCUGCAUGAGAGUCCUCCAGAAAUCAAAUUGAUGAAGAAAGGAGAUGGCGGGAUAUCUGGUGAGGAGGUGAUGCUGUUGGCGAAGGGUCUCCAAGAGGAGGACAUCGAGAACCCUCUUGCUGCUCAACCGCUGGACCCUCAUCAGGUGGAUUCUACUGCAGACGGGCUCAGCCACAUUGAAAGCAGCGACAUUGAACAGGAGCAAGAUUUUGUCUCCAGUGUGAUUUCCCCACAACAGGGACCCAGGGUGCACUGGGGCAACCUACCUAAACUUACAGAUGCAGAAGAGAAAAGCGAUCGUGGGAAAAUAGAGAUGCAAAAGAAACAGAGGAGCGAUGGUGAUGAAGAGGAACUUGAGGGUCAUCAAAGUCAGGGCCCCGACAGGGAGAGAAAAAUGACGGAAGAUGAGAAUAGACGGGAAUCUUUAUCUUGUGAAACGGAAGUCAGAACUGAUGUUGAAAUAAGGCUGCACUCAUCAAACCCAGAUAAACUUAAUAGAGAACGGGUACCAGAGCAGAAAGGCCUCCUUGACGAACCUAGUGUGGAAAAGGCUACAGCUAAAUUUAAUUUUUGCAAUUUAUCUGAGACGGUCCCUCAUAGUGCUCUGAAGCCUGAUUCAUCAGCGAACCCCAAACAAACAGAACAUUCAAAUCUACUCAACUCUCCACCAAGUAAAGACCCAAACAGCUUGACAGAAAGCACAGAUCUCCCUUCGUCAAAACAAAACAACAUGAAUCUGGACGACCACGACACAACAUUGACCAGCCCACCAGGCCUUAACAUCAUCCAGGUGGGUAUGAGCAGGAGGGGGGCAGCAGGCCUGCAAGAAUUACUCAGAAACCACACAGACAAACCCGACUCCCUCCGGCUGAAUCUUCUUGAGUGCCUGAGAAGGACGUUAAAGGACUGGAGCACAGACGAGACCCUGAAGUUCCUGUAUGGUGCCGACCAUUCGCUACGCUCGCCUAUGGCCGAUAAAGAAGAGGCGGGGGAGGAGAAGGAGGAGCUGGAUGAAGACGACCUUGAGGAUGAGGUGAACUAUGAGGAUGCAACAGAAGUUGGUGUUGGGGAGCAGAAGAGACCAUCUACUUCAGCUCCAGACUACAGUCUGCUGCAGAAAGAGACCCAGCAGCUGGAGCUACGAGUCAGGGAGUUUUAUCAGGGGACCUGGGUGGAGCAGCCGCACGGAAGCAAGGACCAGAGCACAAAGGACCCAGCGCUGCCGCUUGUUGACUCUCGCGCUCAGCACGUCAUCCGGAAACAAAUCACAGUGGAGAAGCUCACCAGCUGUCUCAGAAACAUUGUCGGUCCUCUGCGUCUCAACAUAAGCGACUUCUCCACUGAACUGAACAUUCUGGUCAGGACAUUCAGGUUCACUAACACCAACAUCAUCCACAGAGCUACAGAGUGGACCCUCUUAGCAGUCUUGCUCCUCCAUCUGUUGUCGGAGGUGUCUCCGCUGGUACGAGAAGCUUUGGAGAUGACAACGUCAGCCAAGUAUUUGAGCACACUGAUGGAGGAGCUCGGUCUGCAGGAGCAGGACCUUCUGAACGUAGUCCAGCUGUUCAAAGCCCCGGCACACUGAGACACACACACACACACACACACACACACCCAGACAUGGAUAUCAAAUAUCCAUUCAAGAUCACUGACUGAAUGUAAUUCAAUUAGGUGGGUAUCAGAGUUUUUUUCCACGAAUAAAGUUCUGUUAUAACUUUUGAAACCA
Molecule: messenger RNA, 2239 nt
Organism: Pungitius pungitius (ninespine stickleback)
Lineage: Eukaryota; Metazoa; Chordata; Actinopteri; Perciformes; Gasterosteidae
Gene: rpap2
Product: RNA polymerase II associated protein 2
Exons: 12
Coding region: 56-2098 (680 amino acids)
Cellular component (GO): cytoplasm; nucleus
Molecular function (GO): RNA polymerase core enzyme binding; RNA polymerase II CTD heptapeptide repeat phosphatase activity
Source: RefSeq, a predicted model, not a curated record